This is a messenger RNA of Pseudoliparis swirei, 3346 nucleotides long. It is a transcript of the gene ccdc177, whose product is annotated as coiled-coil domain containing 177. Bases 418 to 2907 code for a protein of 829 amino acids. The transcript has 4 exons. Lineage: Eukaryota; Metazoa; Chordata; Actinopteri; Perciformes; Liparidae. The record is from RefSeq and is a predicted model, not a curated record.
CUAGAGGAGGCUGAGCCGGAGGGAUGCUGCCGGAGAGCAGGUGGACACCGCGGAUGUUUACGGGGAUGCACUUUGCCGAGGGAGGAUCAGAGGCGGCUGCAGCUCGGGGAAUCUUUUCGUAAACGUUUUUUGUUUUUAACACCAAAAAAAUCUGAUUCACCCCGCCCCCCCCUCUCCCUCUCUCCCCGCCCCCCAUCGCUGCUCUGCGGGGCUGACGGGCGCUCCCUCCCUCCCUCCCUCCCUCCGUCUGUCGGUCCUGCGUCGUGUCGCUGGAGGUGGCGACGAUGUGAAGCUCCAUCGUUGGGUCGACGGGCCGCAGCCGGAUACUAUGCGGGGACCGAGGGCCUCUGCACGGAUCACAGGGGAGCGGAGCACCGGUCUAGAAAAGCUUCUGCAAACUGGCAGUAUCAGCCAACUAUGGUCGACCCCUCGGAGGCCGAGGAGCCGAACAGGUGCAAAGGCUCGCAGUUGGAUGCGCCGGCUGCGGCCAAUGAGGAGCUCCGGCUGCCAGAGCAGGCCGAGGGCGCCGAGCAGGCCGAGGGCGCGAGGACAGAGGAUGACGACGAUGACGCCGGGUUCGAGACGCCGCCCUCCGGCAGUUCCGAGCCCAGCCCGUGCCACGCCGCGACCCCGGCGGAGCUGGACGGCGCCUCUCAGGAGCCGCCGCCGCCCGAGCGACCGCAGACUCAGCCCGACGCGGACCCGUCGCCGAAGUUGCACCUGGACCUGUACAACUUCGACUCGCCGGUGGCGGAGGGCAGCCGCUACGUGUUGACGAGCCCUCGCUCUCUGGAGGCGUGCGCGUGCUGCGGGGUCAAACCCGUGGAGCUGCUGGCGCGCCCGCCGGCGGACUUCGCCCGCGAGGCUCCCGGCCGCUCCAUGCGCGUGGCGGCGGGCCUGUUCGAGGUCCACGAGAGGGACCGGCACGGCAAACUGAGGCGGUGCCGGGAGGAGAGGGAGAGGAUCGUGAGGGAGGAGGAGAGACGCGUCCUGCAGGCGGCGGCCGACACCGGCGGCGAGGCUGUGCCCGCCGCCGGGGAACGGCGGCACGGCGCCUCCUCGGGGUCCUCUGGACCGGUGACCUGCGGCUCGCCCCCCGACAGAGCCUCUAGAGCCGCGGCCCCGACCUCGAGUACAUGGCCCAAAUCUCAGCCCUCAAAGAAACCCGCCUCCACAACCUCCACGCCGUCCUCCAUAGGCGGAGUCCACGGGUCGACCCGGCAUUCGCCGGAACGAGUGAAGUCGGCGCGGCCGCUCUCGUCCGGCCCUCCGGCGGUCUUCGCGAAGUCACCCGGCGGUAAAUCGUCCAACACUUUCCCCCGGUCCACGCCGAGGAGCCCCGCCUUCCCCCGAGCCAACUCCACGCUGACGUCGUCGGCGAAGAAGAAGCCGGCGGUCCAGAGCGGCGCCGGCACGCCUCUGAACGGCGUCCCGACGCCGGUCUCUCAGCACAACGGACACCCCGAACUUCACGCCGCGGCGCCGGAGAAAAGCCACUCGCUGGAGUCCCUACGGCGGAGGACGGAGGCGGUCUGCUCCUCCGCCUCCACCACCACCACCACCACGACGUGCACCUCCUCCGAGUCGGGCGCUUCGUCUCCUUACAGCUGGGACGGCGCCCGAGCCCACUGGGCGAAGGUCUCCUGCCCUCGCGCCCGCACCAUGGCCACCUUCAACUCCCUGACGGGCCGCAGCCUCAGCCUCGGCGACCUCAGCCACUCGCUGCAGACCACGCAGCAGGUGGAGCGCAUCGUGCGGGAGGUGCGACGCCGGGGCCUGAAGGCCGUGUCGGAGCGCGACCGCAAGAUCGCCGCUCUGAUGCUCGCCCGGUACCAGGAGGAGGACAUCAUGAGCCGGACCCGCCACGUGGCGCACCUCCAGUGGGACAGCGAGCGGCGGAUGGACGAGCUGCGCCGGGAGCAGGAGGAGCGCGAGAAGCAGCGGGCGGUGCUCCAGUGCCAGCGCAUGUGGCACGCGCAGGUGUCGCUACGGCAACGGCGCCUCGGCCAGCGGGAGCGGCUGGCGGCGGCGGCCGCGAUGCGGCAGGCCGAGGAGAGCGGGGAGCGGUGGCGGGAGCUGGCGGAGCGGCAGGAGCGCGGCCGGCUGCUGAGGCUGCAGCAGGCGGCGCGCGACGAGAAGCAGAAGAAGGCGCUGCAGGAGCAGAACCUGAAGGCCCUGGAGGAGGAGCGGGCGGCCGCGUUGGAGCAGGAGCGGCUGAAGGAGAAGCUCACCAUGGCCGAGCUGAAGAGGCAGGAGACGGAGCACCGGGCCCAGGAGGACCGGCGCGGCCUGAACAAGGCGGAGAAGCGGCGCCACGCCGCCCUGAUCCAGGAGAUCGCCCGGCGAGAAGAGGAGGAGAGGGAGGAGGCGCGGCGGGCGGCGGAGGGGAAGCUCAGCCGCUCCCUGGAGAACUACGGGCAAAUCGUGGAGCGCCGGGGCCAGGAGCUGAGGCAGAAGGCGGAGCGCGAGGAGGAGCAGACCCGGAGGGCGCGGCGGGCGGCGGAGGAGCAGGAGGGGCGGCAGCGGCGGCUCCUGGAGGCGCGCGCCGGGGAGGCGGAGCGGCGGGCGCGGCAGGCGGCGGCGGCGGCCGAGGAGCGCGUCCGGGAGAGGGCGCGGCGGGCCGUCCGCGCGCGCCAGGAGAAGGAGAAGCUGCAGAGGGUCAACCGGCGGCGGGUGGAGGGCGAGGAGGAGCGGCGGCGCCGGGAGCUGCUGCAGUCCAUCGAGAGGAAGCUGGAGAAGAGCGAGCAGAUCUUCCGGGAGAAGCGGGCGGUGCUGGAGGGCGCCCGCUCCGUGGCGCGCGCCUCCUUCCACGUGCGCGACCGCGUGCGGGAGGAGACCAACAUGCGCACGUUCGACAAGAUGGCGCUGGAGGCGCUGCUCAACGCCGCCUGCCUGGACGACAGAUGACCGUAAACAGAGAGCGCCACCUCUUGAGGUCGACAGGUCCUGGUGAUGAACAAGAGCUGGCGAUGUCACCCACAAUCCUCCUUUUCUUCCCACACUGAUCCACCAAACCGUUCCUCUCAUGGAAAUACAUCCAUAUCAAGAGGUUUUUGUUUAUUUUUUAAUUGAAGUGAGUAACUGCUAACAGUGCGAUCUUCUUUGAUCCAUAAAUGACAUGUGCGAGGUUCAAACGCAGCUUUAUUAGCAUCGAGGCAUGUCGUUCCGUCCCUACGAACCACGACACGUGGCUUUCUUUUCCGUCUCAUUUCCGGUGUUAUCGGUUAUAAUUUGUUCAUUAUCCUUAAAAAGUCAGCGAGUUACGACGAGUCGCUCCGCUUUUUGUUUUCCAAAGCGUCUGUUCCUGUAAAUCAAAACCAGGAGAAUAAAUCAAUUUUACAAGAUG